Messenger RNA from Myxocyprinus asiaticus (Chinese sucker), 4676 nucleotides. Its product is annotated as skin secretory protein xP2-like. The record is from RefSeq and is a predicted model, not a curated record. The transcript has 2 exons. Bases 1 to 1161 code for a protein of 386 amino acids. NCBI's taxonomy places the organism in Eukaryota, Metazoa, Chordata, Actinopteri, Cypriniformes, Catostomidae.
AUGCAGUCUGUGGUAGUGGCCACAGAGGUGACAUUUCCCCUGUACGCUGGUGUUUUUGGCGGGAACCCCGGGCCACAACCAGCGCCCAUGCCUGCCACGGUUAAUGAACCAGUGCCCAUGCCUGCCACGGUUAACGAACCAGUGCCCAUGCCUGCCACGGUAAACGAGCCAGUGCCCAUGCCUGCCAUGGUAAACGAGCCAGUGCCCAUGCCUGCCACGGUAAACGAGCCAGUGCCCAUGCCUGCCACGGUAAACGAGCCAGUGCCCAUGCCUGCCACGGUUAACGAACCAGUGCCCAUGCCUGCCACGGUAAACGAGCCAGUGCCCAUGCCUGCCAUGAUUAUCAAGCCCAUGCCCAUGCCUACCACAGUUAACGAGCCAGUGCCCAUGCCUGCCACAGUUAACGAGCCAGUGCCCAUGCCUGCCACAGUUAACGAGCCAUCGCCAAUGCCUGUAGCCUCGACCAUCCCAGAGCCAAUGCUUGUAGCCUCGACCGUCCCAGAGCCAAUGCCUGUAGCCUCGACCGUCCCAGAGCCAAUGCCUGUAGCCUCGACCGUCCCAGAGCCAAUGCCUGUAGCCUUGACUGUCCCAGAGCCAAUGCCUGUAGCCUCGACCGACCCAGAGCCAAUGCCUGUAGCCUCGACCGUUCCCGUAACAACGCUCCCAGCUGUCCGGAAAAGGAGGAGAAGGAAAGGGACACCUUCUUCCCAGUCUCUGCCUGUACUCACAACCACGGAGGUCGUUCCCCAGUCUCUGCCCAUACUCCUGAACACGGAAAUCGUUCCCCAGUCACUGCCUGUGCUCAAGGGAAUUGUUUCCCAGUCAUCCAGGGCUCUUAGUCCCGAGCCUCCCACGGCUCCACCUUGCAUAGCUUCGCCCCUCGAGCCUCCCACAGCUCCGCCUCCCAUGGCUUCACCCCUCCAGCCUCCCACAGCUCCGCCUCCCAUGGCUUUGCCCCUCGAGCCUUCCACGGCUCUGCCUCCCAUGGCUUCGCCCCUCGAGCCUCUCACGGCUUCUCCUUCCAUGGCUUCGCCUCUCAAGCCUCUCAUGGCUUCGCCUUCCAAGUCUUCGCCCCUCGAGUCUUCCACGGCUCUGCCCUCUGAAUCUUCCACGACCUCACCAUCUAUCACAGAACUUCCUGAUGGAGUGGUGGUGGCAUAGUGGACUAAAGCACUGAACUGGUAAGCAGAAGGUUGUUGGUACGAUCCCCACAGCCACCACCACUGUGUCCUUGAGCAAGGCACUUAACUCCAGGUUGCUCCAGGGGGAUUGUCCCUGUAAUAAUGGCACAUUAUAAAGCCAGUGCCCAUGCCUACCACGGUUAACGAGCCAGUGCCCAUGCCUGCCACGGUUAAUGAGCCAGCACCAAUGCCUGUAGCCUCGAUCGUCCCAGAGCCUUGUCCAUCCCAGAGCCUUGUCCGCCUUCCAUGGCUUCGCCCCUCAAGCCUCUCAUGGCUCUGCCUUCCAUGGCUUCGCCCUUCGAGCCUCUCCCGGCUCAACCUGCCUUCGUCGAGCCGUCCACGGCUCCGCCCUCAGAGCCUUCCACAGCUCUGCCCUCAGAGUCUUCCACGGCUCUGCCCUCUGACCUCACGACCUCACCAUCUAUCACAGAACCUCCUGAUGGAGUGGUGGUGGCAUAGUGGAAUAAAGCACUGAACUGGUAAGCAGAAGGUUGUUGGUUCGAUCCCCACAGCCACCACCAUUGUGUCCUUGAUUAAGGCGCUUAACUCCAGGUUGCUCCAGGGGGAUUUUCCCUGUAAUAACGGCACUGUAAGUUGCUUUGGAUAAAAGUGUCUGCCAAACGCAUAAAUGUAAAUGUAAACCUCCUGACCCAGUCCCUGCCCUGUGGCUGCCUCCCAGGCCUCCUGACCCAGUCCCUGCCCUGCGGCCACCUCCCAGGCCUCCUGACUCUACCCCUGUCCUAUGGUUACCCCCUGGCCUCCUGGGGCCAGUUGCACCAGCUAUACGUACGUUACAACUUAGCCUAGUUGUGGCGUAAAUAGGCACUAAGUCACAGUUUACGCACUACUAAAUAUUUGAGCGUUGCACCAUUAAACUUAGGUAGAACGUAAACCUACGUAUAAACUAAAUAUUUACGGAAGCCUCUGACCAGGAGUAACUGAUGGAAUAAAAAAGCAGACUGAUAUUUUAUUACAUCAAUGAGCUCGUGUUUUGCGUGAGAAGCUUCAAUGCUUUCGACAUAUAUGAUGAUGUUGACAUUUACACUCCUUUACAUUUACGAGAUAGAAAAAAAAACGUACUUUUAAGCGGCUCUUCAGCAUGAAACCAAUCUAAUGAUGCAGUUUUCAGGAUGCGUCGCCCGGUGUCAAGUUUCAACAUAUACGAAAUAUAUAAGAUAUUAAAAUGAAUAAAAUGUCUAUUUUUCCAGCCUGUUGUAUAAGUAUUUAUCACCCCUUAUUUAUUUUAGAUACAGCUCCUAUUUAUUGUUAUUUACACAGGGCAAAUAUACUAUUUAUCAAAUGUAGCUACUUUUAUUAGGUAUCAUAUUUUAAUUGGGAUUUAUUUUAUUACAUCUGACAGUUACGGGUUACAAGGUUUGAACAUCAACCAUUACGAGCUAAAACUGAAAUGCACGGCUUUUUAAUACUUCUGUGUACAAACUUGAAGGCUGUUUAUUGGAUCAAUACAGGUAAACGUCAUAUUAUGCGACUAUGCAUUACUUUACGGAGAGCUUACAACCUACUAGUUAAGUCUUGCCUUAAGAACAGGUGGUGCAACCAAAUUAAGCACUGACUUAGUUACAAACUAACUAGUAGUUACUAAGAACCUAGUGUGAACUUUACGUCCUAACUUACGUGAGAACUUACGCACAGCUGGUGCAACCCUACCCUGAUCACCCCCAGACUCCUCCAUGGUCUUCUCCUGGAUCCUCCCCAGUCACCUGUUUCCUCCUGCCCUCCUCCACCUUUAAAUGCCAGGAGUCGCCUUGUGGGGGGGGGGGUUAAUGUCACAGUCACAGUCACCAUGUGUCCUAGGACUCUUAUUUUGAAAUGGUUUUCAUCCUCUGUCUCCUGUUUUCCCUGGAUUACGUUUCCCAGCAUUCACUUCCCUCAUCACUGCCAUCUGUUCCCCAUCAUUGUCACCUGUUCCCGAUUCUGUCAUCAGCUCUCCUGUGUAUAAAUACCCACUAGUUCAGUCCCAUCAUUGUCAGUUCUUGUUCGUUGUUAGUUGUUACAGUGUUUAUGUUAACCCCAACGACUGUCUUGUUUUGUAGCUUAAGUCAUCGUCUUCUGUGCAUCCUCGCCUUCUUGCCAUUGUCAAAUAAAGUAUCCCUGCACUUUGAUCCCACUCUCUCACCUCAUCCCUACAAACGUGACACACAUUUGUCUUUGUUAAAAUGUGUUAAAAUUACACGGAGGACCAUUUAAGUUUGAGAUUAAAUAUUUUGUCAUUCUUGUGACAAUUAUCUAAACUACUAUGACACUGUUUAGAUGAAACAGAACAAGAUCAAGAGAAAGAAAAAGAAACCAUUGUGUCGUGUUAUGAGAGUUGUGAUCCUAUAUCUGCAUAAGUAAUCAUUUGAAAAAUAGUUUUUCUUUUGUUCUGGUUUAUUUUCUGUCCUGCUGUUUGCUUUUAUGUUUGGUUUUUGAUUACUUAAGAAAAUCGGAAACAACAUUGUUCGAACAUUAACUUGAAUGUAGCAAUCCCGCACAUCAGCACUUUAUAUUUCAGCAAAUAGACCAUUGGGGUAAUUUUCAUAGCCACGGUCUAUUCCAUUGAUUAUCUGUCCAUUUGAUUUCUGGAGGAAGUUAGAAUAAUAAAUGAAAUGUAAUAGUGUUGAAAAUGGCUUCAGAAUUGUUUACUUUUAAGUUAUUUUUAAUGACUAAUUUUAGAUGUAUGUGCCGGUGAAGAGCCCCGGCUUUAUCGUUGUCAACAUAUUAAAUUAGUUACAAUCUCUAAACACAUUCCUUUUAUUAAAAGGAAUGCACAAAUUUAAUUCUAAAAUGUAAGUAGAUGUUCGAGAUGAGCAGAACUUAAAGUUCAAGGUUCUGUAAUUUUUUUUAGAAUAAGAUGUUCUAAAAAGCUCUUUUAAAUAUUUUAAUAUGCUCCUUUUACUUGUGCAUGACCUGUGUUUUAUUUUCAUUCACUCAGUGAUGCUUCAGUCUUAUUUGCUUUAUGUUUGAAACAAUAAUGCAGUAAUAAAUAUCAGAAUAAUGCACAGAACUCCACAGUAUGUUUACCUUGCUGACAGCAGUAUAUCUACGAACAUAUUAUUGCCUAAAACUAGGCUAAAGAAUAUGAAGAGGACUUGCUUAUUUGGUCUGUACAAAGCAUGUGCAAAUAUUAUGUGACUCAUAUGAGUCAUCUAGAUUCAGACUGUUAAAGAUCAUAAUUAAAAUUUUUACCUGUAAAAUAAUAAAAAUAAUAAAAAAUACAAUUAAAAUAAUGUCAAAUGAACUAAAUAUGUGAAAAAUUGUUCACAAUAUCCAUUUUUUAAAUUUUAAACAUCUUUUGUCCUCACAGGGGUGGAAACUCACUGAUAAGACCAUUCAUGUAUGACGGUUGUAGUAUAGUUGUAAUAUACAAUACAAAAUGUAUUAUUUUAUAAUAUGUACUUCGUAAAGUUUGUGAAAAUCUCAAACAAAGCUGUUGUAUAUUUGGGAUUUCAAACUGUUUAAUAAAAGGUCUUUGAAAGCAGAGUGGCGCAUUUUGGA